CCGUCUCUGCUGCUGACGGUGCUUCCAGCGACCACCCUCUCCUCACUGGGUCCGACCCCUCACCCUGACAGCCCUGCCGCGGCUGCAGGCACUGAUACUCGUUAUAGCGCCACCCGUUAUAGUGACCCUGACGGCCGUCGCAGCAAGAAUAGCGACAUUGGGAAGGGGUUUACGGGCAAUGGCGGCGCCGGUGGGCAGGGGUUUGAGCUGCCGAACCUGCCGUCCAGGUUCGAUGCAUCUGCGGCAUGGCGGCAGAUGCAGCAGCGCACGGCUGACUCAUGCUGGAGCCAACAGGAACGGCACCUGUACCACACGGCGAACCCGUCCCCUCCGUCAGCAGCGUUCAGAGCCGCAGUGGAGGAGUUUGAAGCGAUGCAGAGGGAGCGUGUGGGGUUGCGAGGAGUGGACAGCUGGCAAUGGGUCAAAGACAAGGCCACGUGGAACGAAACAAUUCCUCGAUAUGGCCGUGAGAGGAAGCAAUGCCGCUACAUUGCCAUUCAAGAAAUAAACAGAGGUGUGGGCAACAGGAUAACAUCGUACGUCAUCUCAUUUGUGUUGGGUCUCCUCACCCACCGGGCCAUCAUCGCGCCACCAAGCGCCUUCCUCACCCGCCGCUUCUGCAACCCCUUCGCCCACGCCAACGCCUCCUGGACCGUCGGGCCCAUCACAGAGAGGCUCUUGCUGUCAACAGUGCUGCAGCAGCCGAAGCUGCACAUGAGUGUAUUGACCAGACAGCUGUACUGGCGGGGCAAUGGGGCAUCGGGGAAUAUGAGGAGGCGCGUGCAAGAGGAUGGCACCAUUUGGCUGGACCUGAGCCACAGGGUGCGAUCGGAGUUCUGCGGGCUCUUGUGGGGCAUCAUGGGUGCGGCACGCUUCUGGUUCACCAACAUCGAUGCAUACUUCCUGCCCUCCCUCUACUACGUCCCCCCCUUUGCUGCACGGCUGAACGAGCUCUUUCCAGAUGGGCGUGUGUUCACGCACGUGGCACGCUACCUGCUGCACCCAGACAACCAGCUGUGGGACGAAAUCACUGCCGUCUUUCAUGCUAAACUCGCCCACUUCCCACACCGCCUCGGCAUUCAGAUUCGGUCUCCUGAUGCAAUCGAUCUGCCGGUGGCUCAUCGUGUGCUGGACUGCGCUAUCAACAUCUCACACUACCUGCCCCCCACCGCCCCACGUGCCCCAGAUGCCCCAUGGGCGCCAAGCAGUGAGUCCCCAUACGAGAAGAUGGGGGUGUUUGUGUCGUCGCUCAGCAUCCGUCAUUGGAUGGACAUGCAGCAGCACUACCUGCACCGCCACGUGCUCGGCACCACUCUCGUUGACUUCUGGACUCUGACAAAUGAGAAGGCAGAGAAUCGGCGGGAGGAGCAGAUGGUGUCAGCGGUCCUGGACAUGUGGCUACUGAGCUUCUGCGACCGCCUGCUCAUAACGCACCAGUCAUCGUUCGGCAGCACAGCAGCGGGGCUGGCGGGCAUUGAUGGCUUCUCCAUGGCCGUCACCGUCGUGCACAACCUGCACAUCGACUGGCGCAACAUGUCCGGCCCCACGUGCCACCCCAUCUCCUCCGAGCCCUGUGACCCCCUGGGCGGCCCUGUCUAUUGG
This is a messenger RNA of Closterium sp. Naga37s-1, 1602 nucleotides long. The record is from the annotation of a GenBank genome assembly. NCBI's taxonomy places the organism in Eukaryota, Viridiplantae, Streptophyta, Zygnematophyceae, Desmidiales, Closteriaceae.